GGGAUUGUAUAUUGAUGUCUUCAGAUUCUGAUUUCUGAGGCAUGAAAGUAAAGGAGGAGGAGAAUGGCAUUGAUGGGGGAGGACGGGCGAGGCUACGAGCUUGCGAGAAAACUGGAGGGCUGUGGCGUGUGGCGGUCAUGGCUGGGCGAAUCGAGUUACACCAACUUCGCUCAUUUUCUCACCUCCCCGUCCACUUGGGAAGCUUUCAUGAGAACCGACGAUUCCAAAACUAGGGUUCAGAUCCAACUUCAGCUCAGGGUUCGCGCUCUUCUCUACGAUAAAGCCAGCGUCUCCCUCUUUCUCCGCUCCCAUCUUUCUUCUUCGUUUUCCUCCCCUUCAUCGUCAUCUUCGUCGUCGUCGUCAUCUGCUGCUUCUUCCUCUUCAUCCUCUUCUUCGUCUUCUUCUACUGCUGCUGCUUCUCCUUCCAAGCUCAACCCCUUCUAUUUACAGUUACACGGGGAUGAUGUAUACUUUUGUUUAGAAGACCAUUCACGCAAUAGAGGUGUUCAACUGCCAGAAGGUUCAGCUCCUAGUAAUUCGGUACAGUCUUCUAAGAUCCAAUCAAAACUAGCAUUUGGUGUUGGAUCAAGAUAUGUUGAACCAGGGGUUGAUAAUAUAUCCGAGAAGCCUGGGCAUGAUGACUUGCCUGAAUCAUGGUAUAAUCAAUUUAUUAAGAAGUACAGAGAUAGCAGACAAAAUAUUUUGCCAUUUGGGGAUCAGGAAUCACACAAGCGUUCACCUGAGGGAAUGUCUACUUACCUCAGACUUCUUGAGAAGCAUAAGAGGCAGCGGCAAGCAUUCAAGGAGGAUCAGAGUGUAGGUUUUGGGAAUCCCAUUUGGGAGAAUGGGUCAAACAUGCAUUCAGUUUCUGUUUCAGAUGGCAAUAGCUCAAUGGAUGAUGAAACAUUUUUCCCUGAAACAAUGUUCUCAUUGAACUGCGUGCCUGAUAGUGCACUACCUCCCAUAAGUAGAGCAGAAGACAAUAAAAAAAUAGAGUUUUAUGGGGUCCUUGACUGCUUACCUCAUGUUGUGACUCGGAGUCCUGCAAUGAUGGAAAGGUUUGGCAUAAGGCCUGACUACCUAGGGACAGGAUUUGAGAGAAGCAAAUACAGGGGCAAGAAUGGGCUUGAACUGAACAGGAAACCUCUUGGUCAAGAACAAGCAUUGCGAAUGUCUCAAAAGGUGAUAGCUCGUGUAUUGGUGACUUUGGGGUUUGAAGGUGCAACUGAAGUUUCAGUGGAGGUCUUAUCACAGUUUCUCAACUGUCACAUCUGUAAACUUGGUCGUACAUUGAAAGUUAUCACUGAUAGUUACAGAAAACAGUGGUCUGCCAUUGAAAUUCUCAAAAUGUUCCUUCAGACAUCAGGCUAUAGUGAUCUUGGGGCUUUAGCAGAAUAUGCAAAAGAGGGUAACAGGACAUUCACACAACAAACACCGCAGAAUCUAAGAGGACUACAAUCAGGGUUCCAGUCCCAGCAUCAGAGUCCCAAUCUACAACCCCAGCAAUUCCCAAGACAAAUGCAUCCUCACAUGCAGAUGCAGAUUAUGCAUCCCCAGAAUCUGGCUUUUCAGCAGCAGCAGCAGUGGGAGAGAAUGAGAAGACGCCAACCAUCAACUCCACGCUCUGGUAUGAGCAUGGAUAAAGAGAGACCCCUUAUGGAAGUUAAGAUUGAGAAUGCAACCGAAUCACCAUUUGACGGGAACUCUUCCAUUGUCAACGGUAGACACCCCCAGAUGCAAUUCCGGCAGCAGCAACUGGGUGGUAUGGCUAACCUCCCUGCUCAAUCCAGCCAUCAGUUUAAACAAUUGGCUUCCGGUCAAAUCCCUCAAAUCCAGACACAGAACAUGGUCAUGGCGAGGCCCCCACCGGUGAAGGUUGAGGGCUUUCAGGAGUUGAUGGGUGGAGAUGCAUCAUUGAAGCAUGAUUCUGAAGAGCACAAGCUAACUUCCCCGUCCAAAUAGUAUGUUCAUAUUUUGUUUCAAGCCCCCCUACAUGGCUACAUAUUCCAUAUAGUGGUAUGUGAUCUCGGAAUGUGCUUUGCCAGAAUUACUUGUUCACCAACAUAGAUCAUGGAAAUUUCCCGCAGUUUCUGUUUUGUGCUCUACCCUUACAAAAAUAACCGAUGUAUAGUCUACUGGGAAAAGAAUCUAUUUUAUUUUACAUGUGUAGUUCUAGAAUCAUCUUCUUUUAUGAAUUUUGAUCACAGUGAUCACAAGAAUAAGACCUCCCUUCUGUGUGCCAUAAAAGUUGACAUGAUUACAGUAACUCCUUGUUUGGUG
This is a messenger RNA of Telopea speciosissima, 2280 nucleotides long. RefSeq lists its product as uncharacterized. The record is from RefSeq and is a predicted model, not a curated record. Gene Ontology annotation, molecular function: protein heterodimerization activity. Lineage: Eukaryota; Viridiplantae; Streptophyta; Magnoliopsida; Proteales; Proteaceae. Bases 64 to 1962 code for a protein of 632 amino acids. The transcript is spliced from 6 exons.